AUGGAGACCAACUGCAUUAGAAAUCCUGCAGCGGUCCUCAGUGGGUCACCUGGUGACCCGACUCAGAUGGUCACACCUGUUCCGCGCCCUCAUCCUCACCAGUCAGACAGUCUGCUGGAUGGUGAGAAGACGGGAGCUGCUCUGCUGUUCUCUGGAGCAUUGCUGGCUCUGGUUGGUAUCACCUUCACCGCCAUGGGCUGGCAACAAUACCAAGCCGACUUCAGCUUUGAGUGGACCAAACUGCUAGGCCCAGUCCUGAUCUCCGUUGGAGGUACGUUCAUGCUCACCAGUAUCUGCAAGUUUGGCAUCGUGUCCUGCUGGCCCCGCAGACACUGGGACGAAGAGGGACUUGUGAUGCCUGUGACGGAGCAGACCUCAAGGGGACUUUCUUGUUCGUUAAGUGGCUUAAACCAACCAGUCGUGUUACACAGUACUACGACCAUGCGAUGCAUUCCACCUGCCUAUAACUUCAUAACCCAGGAAGUACGCCAGGCCAUUGACUUCCUACCUGGCUGCUCUGUGAAUGGCUCCCACGCAGCUCUUCCUCCACAUGACGCUGUUUUCUGUGUGGAUAACACAGCUUUGACAGCAGAAGAAGACGGCAUAGCUCACAGCAGAGAAACAGAUGGCACAAGAAGCAGAUUUGAGAAGACAGAGGAUGAAGCAGGACGUGGUGACGAGAGCUGCUCUACCUGUUCACGUCCACCUGCUUAUGAAGACAUCUUCCCUUCCUUUGGGUCUUGA
Molecule: messenger RNA, 744 nt
Organism: Toxotes jaculatrix (banded archerfish)
Lineage: Eukaryota; Metazoa; Chordata; Actinopteri; Toxotidae
Gene: tmem174
Product: transmembrane protein 174
Exons: 3
Coding region: 1-744 (247 amino acids)
Source: RefSeq, a predicted model, not a curated record